GAACCCUGGCAACGCUGUCACAAAGCUAACCGUGUUCCUGCUAAGCCCUCUGAAUGCAUCAGCUUUGUCAACAUGCACGUCAAUGUUUAUCACGGCUGUCUACCAUUUGAUUUUUACUUCAUUCCUUCAUCCAAAGCGUGUUAACACAUUCACAAUGGAAUUUUUUAACGAGCCAAGCUAGCAGACUUUUUCUUCGUCGUAGCCACAAUCAGUCGACCAGCUAACCAGAACGAGCUGUUGUUAGCUUGGUGAAUAUGGCGAUUGUGUCUGGUUCCUGUGCCAGGGUAAAUGGGUCUAGAAACGGGCCGUCUGUGUCAGCAACACCCUCUGGAUCCGUUGGACAAUCUCAGCCUAUGAUAGCGGUGUGGGAAUGGCAGGAUGACCUGGGUUAUUGGCGGCCAUAUAGCGGCCAAGUGAGCGCCUACAUCGAGCGGUGUUUGUCACCGCGGGGCCAGAGAGGAGGAGGACCCGGCUCAACGAGCAUCUGCCUCGGACAGUCAGACCCCAGCCUGUCGCCUUAUCUCAUCGACAUACCAAGCUUGAAACAGUUUCGGCAGGACACAGGAAAGACACGAUCAGUGCGUCGGUCCCUCUUUGCCCAGUCCUCAGGACUCGGUAGUGGUGUUUACUGGGAAUGGCUCAACGAUGAAGGAGGAUGGACUCCAUAUGAGACUCGAACAUCUAUCCUUUUGGAGCACAGCUAUCAGGCCCGUCAAGGCACGGCAGACUUGGGCCCGCAUGGAUACAAUUACAUAGUGGAUCUCACAUCUCUGGCCCAAGUUAACAAAGCAACAGGUUUCAGACGACAGGUACGCCGGCAGUGUAACCUCCCUUACCCACUGGCCUCCAAUGGUCCCCCGGCCAUUCCCUCCGGCCCUGCCUGCUCCUGCCAACAGUGUUUGAGCCACAGCAGCACAGGACCCAUGCCCAGCCGAUCACGACAUUCCUUUUCGUCAGGCAGUCUCAAUCGGCCCAGCCUUCAAGCGACAGGAAGGGCCACAGCGGCUCAUCCCACUUCUGUCUACUCGCCGUACCCUCGGAGACCCCUCUCUGUGGGGGGAAUGUCCUGGGGCAGCCCCUGGCCCCCACCACCCUCUGGUAGUCAACUGUCUGCGCCUCUUCUGACUAGCUCUACCAGUGCCAAUGGGUUAAGUGUUCCUUCCAUCUCUGUGCAACUGAAUGGAUCCACCAGUGUAAGCUCUGCCCUGGCAGGCAUGGCCUCCAUUUUGAUGUCAGCAGUGGGACUCGGCGUGCACUUCACCACUGCCCCCCUCCCUCAGCAACAGCAGCAGCAGCAGCAGCUACAACAGCAGCAGCAGCAACCUGCUCCUUUCUCUCUUCCUCCUCCUCUCCUCCCCCCAGCCAGCAGGCCCAGCAAGCCCCACAGCAGCAGCAGCAGCAGCAGCAGUUCAGUUAGGAGAGCAAAGAGGCAGCACAGGAGAGCCUCAGCGCAGAGACCUGAAGAUGUGAUUCAGCGCUACAUGGAGGUAGUUACUGGAGUACCUGAUGAGGACUGUAUUAUCUGCAUGGAUCAACUGUCCAAUCCAUCCGGCUAUGAGACAUCGUCCACAGAGGAGGGAGGCCAGAGCAUCCUGCCAGAUACUGUGGGGAAAUUCAUCAAAUGUGGACACACCCUGCACAUGCUCUGCAUGCUGGCCAUGUACAACAAUGGAACAAAGGACGGCAGCAUGCAGUGCCCCUCGUGUAAGACAAUCUAUGGAGAGAAGACAGGCACCCAGCCCAAAGGCAAGAUGGAAAUUUACAGCAUCGCCCAGUCGCUGCCAGGCCACCCAGACUGUGGUACAAUCCAGAUCAUCUACAGCAUACCACCUGGCAUACAGGGACCGGAGCAUCCCAACCCAGGACAGCCGUACACCUGUCGAGGCUUCCCUCGCUUCUGUUUUCUCCCAGACAACGACAAGGGCAGGAAGGUGCUGGAGCUGCUGAAGGUGGCUUGGAUGCGACGCCUCAUCUUCACCGUGGGAACGUCCAGCACCACCGGAGAACCCGACACAGUGGUGUGGAACGGCAUCCACCACAAAACCGAGAUGAUGUCCAACUUGUCGGGCCACGGCUACCCCGACCCCAAUUAUUUGGACAAUGUUCUGUCUGAGCUGGCAUCUCAGGGCGUGACAGAGGACUGCUUCAAACCUCCGGGUGCAGGUGGUGGCGGCUGCAGCAGCAGCAACAGCAGCAGCUAGGUCACAGCUCUGAGCUUCACACACUUCCACUCAUUGCUGACCACCGAGUUCAAAUCCAGCUCUGUGGUGAGGUGGACCUUCUACAACCUCUGUCUUUUCUUAAGUUAAUUCAGCAUCUGCCCAAACCUCAUUGAGUGAGCAAAGGGGGGAGAAGUGAGCUGAAUAAAAGGUCUUAAAGCCUCUCUGGAAGAAUGCAAAGUGGGGUGCUUGCUGAGAAUGGUUAAUGCUCCACUACAUUCCUGCUCAUCACAUAUUCCUGGAAACUAGACUCUGAGAGAAAUGGAGCUCCUCAUACUCUGAGCCUCUUUUUAGCAAAGCUCCACAAACUGGAGAUUGUGUUUUUUCUUUGUUUUUCUUUGUCCCCAUCAAGAGCCUCAUCUGUAUCCCCUUGUCCAGUUACCAUGAGAAUGGCAGCUCACAUUGGGGAUAAAAAUCUCUCUCAUUAAGCACUUUAGUUCUGACAGUGCAUUUAGCUGACAAGGUGUGUGAUUUCCUGGUAAAAAGGGCAGCGAACUUGUUUUUAAAUUGGGAAGUUAUGCAAUUAAAGUGUUUCUGCUGAAAACCUUUGUGUUAAGACACACUGAAACUUCUAGUAGCAAAGUGAGUAUAUAUAAGCCUAUUUGAUGAGAAGAGGCAAUACUUAACUGAUGUACAUAAAAUAAAAAAAACAUGAAUGAAAUAAAAGAUAUUGUAAAAAAAAAUUAAAAAAAAUAAACAGGUUGUGUCCACAAAUUCCAGUUGAGGAGAAUAAUGUGUAUUUCUUAACAUUUAACACUACCACUUGACCAUCUGUUCUAUUUUACUCCCUAACAUCAUUUGAUAAGCAGAUGUCUAAUGCACUCACAUGGUGAUUUUUCAUGUUUUGAAUUUGCAGUUACUGUGCCCCCGGGCAUUCUGCUUGUUUUUGUCACUUAGUAUGGUAUGGUUUGCGUGAAGGGACAAGGUUACAUCGUAUAUAGCUUGAUGACCUCAAUCCUUUUGUCCGAACAGAUGGGAAGGAACGCUGAGAUAAAAAAUGCUCUGCUUAAGAAAAUUUUACAGUGUGACAAUCAAGGUCAUCAAACUUGUCUUGAUUAAACAAGACACAUGAAGCUGCGGCGAGCAUGUUAAUGUUCCCGCCGGCUGCAGACUCACCUCCUCUCUUCACAUGUAUUAUUCUGCUCACAGUACUGCAGUACAGUCCCUGAACUGAGUCUUGA
Molecule: messenger RNA, 3400 nt
Organism: Centropristis striata (black sea bass)
Lineage: Eukaryota; Metazoa; Chordata; Actinopteri; Perciformes; Serranidae
Gene: dtx2
Product: deltex 2, E3 ubiquitin ligase
Exons: 9
Coding region: 255-2201 (648 amino acids)
Biological process (GO): Notch signaling pathway; protein ubiquitination
Cellular component (GO): nucleoplasm
Molecular function (GO): ubiquitin protein ligase activity; zinc ion binding
Source: RefSeq, a predicted model, not a curated record